Molecule: messenger RNA, 2904 nt
Organism: Dama dama (fallow deer)
Lineage: Eukaryota; Metazoa; Chordata; Mammalia; Artiodactyla; Cervidae
Product: thyroid receptor-interacting protein 11-like
Biological process (GO): Golgi organization; endoplasmic reticulum to Golgi vesicle-mediated transport
Cellular component (GO): Golgi apparatus
Molecular function (GO): small GTPase binding
Source: RefSeq, a predicted model, not a curated record
AUGGCGGCGGCGGCAGCGGCCCGCGGGGCUCGGGCCGGGCAGGACGGGGGACGGCCUGGCGGCUCCUACAUCGCUUCCCGGCCGAGGCGCGGCGGCGGCGGCGGCACUGCUCCCCAGGCCCGCAGCCCCGCCCUCGCCGCGUCACUUCCAGCGGCGCCGCCCGCCUGCCCGGCCGGGUCGGGGCGGGCGAGGAACGAGGAGCGCCAGGCCCCGGGCGGCGCGCGAUCAGGCCUCCGCCGCCCGCCCGGGGGCCGCGUGGUUCCCCCGCCUCCAGGGGGUUCCCUGGGCCCGGCGACGCGCGGCCGCCUGGGGCGCCGCGGUCCACCCGCACCUCGGCGUGUUUGUGCUUCCGCUCAGCGAUCGCCUGCUCGGGUGAUAUUCAUCUUUAACUCGCUUCCCAGACUAGAUCGCAAACACGCGGUGGGCAAAGCAGACACAAAGAGUGGAGACCCCAAGAGCCGCCAAAAAGUCACCCUCGGGACUAGACCCCCGGGCAGGGCUCUCUGGGGGGCGCGGGAGGCAAAGUGGAACGGGAAAGGAGCUUUGGGCCGAUGGAAAUGGUUCAAGUCUUUAUCAGGGCCGAGCUUAUGCGCAGGACAGAUCAGGUCAGUUCUACGACCUGGGACAAUGUCCUGGUUUGGUGGCCUUGGCUUAACCUUAGGCCAUUCCCUGGGGCAAGUGGGUGGUACUGUGGCCUCUUUAACAGACUAUGUUUCUAGUUUCACAAAAGAUGUGCUGAGGAAGGGAGCUGAAAAGGUGGAAGAACUCCCUGACUCUGCAAGACAGGAGGUUGUGGACUUUGAAUCAAUCUUAAAAUCAGAGAUUGAGAGGCUUCGAAUUCUUUGUAGUGAUCUAGAAGAGAAGUAUGAAGCAUCAGAGCUUCAGCUGAAGCUGCAAACCGCUAGCUACAGACAUCAGUUACACCAGAAAGACAUAGAAAUCAAACUUCUGACAGCAAGACAGGCAGCAAUGAAGGAUGAGUUGCUAAAGCUGCAGUCAGUCACCAACUCAGUAAAUCUUCAGGAUAGCUUUCAGCCCUCAACUCCUGCACCCUUUUCACUGGGUUAUGAUGUCUAUCAGCAUGCUUUACCUUUCCAGAAUGAUGAUAUGGACUUCGCUGAUCUAAUUUGGUCACAACAAGAAAUAAAUAGAUUGUCAAAUGAAGUUUUAAGACUUGAGGCUGACGUCAGCCAUUGGAGACAUUUUGCUCAAACUUCCACAGCACAGGGAGCGGAUAGUUUUAAUCUAAAGGAAAUCUAUAAACUGCAAAAUACUAUCAAGGAACUUGAAGAGAAUCGAAAUAAGGAAAUCGAUGACCAUCAACUUGAAAUGGCAGUACUGCAGGAAAUUCAUCAGCAGAAACUGGCAGAAAUAAGUGGCAGGCAUCGAAAACAAUUAAAGGACUAUGAGGAGAUGAUUCAUGAUAUGCAAAAAGCUACUCAAGUUCUAGCUGCUGAAAAAGUAGCAUCUACCAAGAAAAUCAAAGGACUUGAGAUUAGAGUAAAAUACCUUAAAAAAAAAUUAUCUUCUGUAGAAAAGGAAAUGGAUGCUCUAGUUAGAGAUCAAGACCAGGUAAAUGAAACAAAUAAAAGAUUUAAAAGAGGUGAGUUGAAGCCUUCUAUUAAGAAGCAUAGUGACGCUGUGACAGAAAAUGAAAAAGUUCUUCCACAGAGAACAUCCCUGGAAGAAGCAUCCAGACAACAACAGCCACUGUCUGACGCUGAAAAUGAAAUGAUGAGAUUAAGUAGUUUGAAGCAGAAUAAAAAUCUCAUUGAAGAGAACCUGAAACUUCAAAAACGAGCCCAAGUUUUGGAAAAAGAAAAUUCAUUAUUAAAUAGAGAAAAGGAAGAACUUCAACUAUCACUUGUCAAAUUGAGCAAUGAAUAUGAACCCAUUAAAAGCUCAACUAUAGGACACAUGAACUUGGAUUCAGAAGUACAUCAUUUAAGAUAUGACUUGGAAAUCAAAGAAGGAAAACUCAAUGAGAACACUACUGAAAAGAAAUUACUGAUCCCUGAGUUAGGAGAGCUGGACAGGCAGAAACAAAAAAUGACAAUGUGUGUGGUUUUGAUGAAAGACCAAAAAAAUGAAGGAGACAGCAUCAUCAAUAAACUAAAACAAGAUCUAAAACGUAAAAAAAAGAGAGUUUGUCAACUUGAAGGUGAUAAAAUGAACAUUACUAAAGAGUUGGAUGGGCAAAAAGAAAAGUUAAUUCAUUUAAAAAUGCAAAAAGGACAGUUAGAAGCAGAAUUGUGUCAGGCAGAACAGAGGCUAUUGGAAGAAAGGAGGAAGUCUGAGCAAGCUAUUAAAGAACCGUCAAGUACAGAGAACGCAGACAGCUCUGCCUAAUAGCUGGAGUGUGAGGGUUUGGUUAAACUCAGUCAAGAGAGACUGUUGAGCAGAUGAUUGCUGACCACAAAGAAACCGAAGAAAUUUUGUCAUCUAGUUUAGAAGAGCAGAAGCAGUUGAAACAAUAUAAGGGAGAAAGCCAUUUUUAUUGAAAAACUUCAAGGAGGUUCACAGCUUCAGGAGGAGUUAAAUCAGUGUACUCAAGCCUUAAGAAAAAUGGAAAAUUUACAGUAAACCAUAAAAAGCCAAAAGUCUUGCAUCCGUGAGAGAAGAAAAUAAUCAUCUGAAAGAAAAAUUGGAAUGACUGAGGGAAGAACACAGUCAAACCACAACAAUGAUUAACCCUAAAACUGUUCCAGAAAUAGAAUCUGAGGACUCUGCAUAGAGCACAGUUGAAGAUAAUCUUGAAAUUAAAUCUCAUCAAAAGAAAUAGAAAGAUCUCAGAUACCAAUGCAAGCAAAUGAAUAUUAAGCACAAUUAGCUCUUUUCGGCCCAAGGGGAGGAAAUCAGGAAUUUGCAAAAUGCAACAGAACAAAUCAAAACCGAGUUGCCUGA